Messenger RNA from Durusdinium trenchii, 327 nucleotides. Lineage: Eukaryota; Dinophyceae; Suessiales; Symbiodiniaceae. The record is from the annotation of a GenBank genome assembly.
AUGCACCCUGGAUGGGGUGGACGACCAGGAUAUGACCCACGACUCUCCGGCUUCAUGGUCCCACCGAUUCCGCCCGUGCCGGGCAUUCCUGUGGCUCCACCAUCCAUUGCAGCGCCCAUCCCGGUCAUGCUCCCGAGCCCCCCCGGAGUGCCCCUCGCGGCCACGCCCACGGUGGUGCCACCGAGCUUCACAGCGACCGGCCGGAGCCGUCCACCUUUGAGACGCUCCAUGAGGCUCAAAGACGUGCUGAGGAGGCGCGAAGCAACAUGGAGGAGGCCUGCCCUGGAGUCCGAGAUCAAGAGACGAGAAGAGGCGUCCUUAGUUUAA